Neomonachus schauinslandi (Hawaiian monk seal) is the source of this 2033-nucleotide messenger RNA. RefSeq names its product nuclear receptor binding protein 2 (gene NRBP2). The record is from RefSeq and is a predicted model, not a curated record. NCBI's taxonomy places the organism in Eukaryota, Metazoa, Chordata, Mammalia, Carnivora, Phocidae. Gene Ontology annotation, cellular component: cytoplasm; endomembrane system. The transcript has 16 exons. Gene Ontology annotation, molecular function: protein serine/threonine kinase activity; ATP binding. The coding region runs from base 292 to 1854 and encodes 520 amino acids. Gene Ontology annotation, biological process: endoplasmic reticulum to Golgi vesicle-mediated transport; intracellular signal transduction; protein phosphorylation.
GCCAGGCAAUGGGCGGGGCCCGGGCUGGGCGCGGCACGGGGUCUGCCCUCCGCCGGGAUUCUCCAUUAGGGCUUUGGCCCGAAGCGGCGGCUUCGGAGGGGCGGGCGGGUUCUACCUCCCCGGCCGGCCGCGCGCCCUCGCCUCCCAAUUCCAGGAGCAGGGUGGGGGCUCGAGGCGGCGGCCGGCGGCUCCGCUCCCGCCUGGACGUCUGGGCGCGGGGCCAGGGCAGGCGGCGGCGGCGGCGUGGGGCCGCGGAUACGACGGAGGGCGGCGGCCUGGGCCGGCUGAGCCAUGGCGGCCCCGGAGCCGGCGCCGAGGCGGGGCCGGGAGCGGGAGCGGGAGGAUGAGAGCGAGGACGAGAGCGACAUCCUGGAGGAGAGCCCGUGCGGCCGCUGGCAGAAGCGGCGAGAGCAGGUGAACCAGGGGAACAUGCCAGGGGUCCAGAGCACCUUCCUGGCCAUGGACACAGAGGAGGGGGUGGAGGUGGUGUGGAAUGAGUUGCACUUCGGGGAUAGGAAGGCCUUCGCGGCCCAUGAGGAGAAGAUCCAGACCAUGUUUGAGCAGCUGGUGCUGGUAGACCACCCCAACAUUGUCAAGCUGCACAAAUACUGGCUGGAUGCCUCAGAAGCCCGGGCGCGGGUCAUCUUCAUCACAGAGUACGUGUCAUCGGGCAGCCUCAAGCAAUUCCUCAAAAAGACCAAGAAAAACCACAAGGCCAUGAACGCGCGGGCCUGGAAGCGCUGGUGCACGCAGAUCCUGUCUGCGCUCAGCUUUCUACACGCCUGCAGCCCCCCCAUCAUCCACGGGAACCUGACCAGUGAUACCAUCUUCAUACAGCACAAUGGCCUCAUCAAGAUUGGCUCUGGUGCUGGCAGGGUUGGAGGGGGCUUGCGGGGCGGGGGGGGCUGCCGGAAACCGUGGGCGGAGGACACCCAGCGCCCCAUCACACUGACGCCUCCUCUCUCCCCGUGGUGGCCAGCGCAGUGUGGCACCGCAUCUUCUCCAAUGCACUCCCGGACGAUCUCCGAAGCCCGAUCCGUGCCGAGCGUGAGGAGCUACGGAACCUGCACUUUUUCCCGCCGGAGUAUGGUGAUGGCUGUGCUGGAGAUCCAAGCCAAUGGGGACACCCGGGUCACAGAAGAGGCCAUAACUCGUGCCAGGCACUCACUGAGCGACCCCAACAUGCGGGAGUUCAUCCUCUCCUGCCUGGCCCGGGACCCCAGCCAUCGGCCCUCUGCCCACAACCUCCUCUUCCACCGCGUACUCUUCGAAGUGCACUCGCUGAAGCUCCUGGCAGCUCACUGCUUCAUCCAGCACCAAUACCUCAUGCCCGAGAAUGUGGUGGAGGAAAAAACCAAGGCAGUGGACCUGCACGCAGUCCUGGCAGAGAUCCCCCGGCCGCCCCGGCCCCCGCUGCAGUGGCGGUACUCGGAGGUCGCCUGCUUGGAGCUCGACAAAUUCCUGGAGGAUGUCAGGAAUGGGAUCUACCCGCUGAUGAACUUUGCGGCGGCUCGGCCCCUGGGGCUGCCCCGUGUGCUGGCCCCACCCCCUGAGGAGGCCCAGAAGGCCAAGACCCCGACGCCAGAACCUUUUGACUCGGAGACCAGAAAGGUGAUCCAGAUGCAGUGCAACCUGGAGAGGAGUGAGGACAAGGCCCGCUGGCAUCUUACUCUGCUUCUGGUGCUGGAGGACCGGCUGCACCGGCAGCUCACUUAUGACCUGCUCCCAACCGACAGUGCCCAGGACCUUGCCACCGAGCUGGUACACUAUGGCUUUGUUCACGAGGAUGACCGGACCAAGCUGGCUGCCUUCCUGGAAAGCACCUUCCUCAAGUACCUCGGAGCUCAGCCGUGACCUCGCACCCCAGCCCCCAGGGACCAGCCCUGGCCACCCACAUGGGGAAGCUCAGCAUUGGUCCAGGGCUCAGGGGACCAGGGGCUGACCUCUGCUUACAUGCUUGGGGCUGAUGACCAAAUGCCUGCUAGUGAGGAACUUCUGCCUUCCACAGCUUUCAAGGAGGCCCUGGAGUGGGG